Messenger RNA from Microtus ochrogaster (prairie vole), 1279 nucleotides. RefSeq names its product membrane associated ring-CH-type finger 2 (gene Marchf2). Lineage: Eukaryota; Metazoa; Chordata; Mammalia; Rodentia; Cricetidae. Gene Ontology annotation, molecular function: zinc ion binding; ubiquitin-protein transferase activity. The coding region runs from base 172 to 825 and encodes 217 amino acids. The transcript has 6 exons. The record is from RefSeq and is a predicted model, not a curated record. Gene Ontology annotation, biological process: protein ubiquitination.
CCGGACGCAGGUGCCGGCCGGAGCGGAGCAAGCAGCUGCUGACUGGCCGGGCCGGGCCGGGACCCGGGCCAGGGAGAACCGAGGGGCCUGCGCGGUCGCCCGGCCCGGCCGCGAAUCAGGCUCUUGGGACCAUGGGCCUCAGGCCCUGAGGACAGGAGGCUCCUUGUGGCCAUGACGACAGGUGACUGCUGCCACCUCCCCGGCUCCCUAUGCGACUGCUCUGGCAGCCCUGCCUUCUCCAAGGUUGUGGAGGCCACAGGCCUUGGACCACCCCAGUAUGUGGCACAGGUGACCUCAAGGGAUGGCCGGUUGCUUUCAACUGUCAUCCGGGCUUUGGACACACCGAGCCUCUACGACCCAGUGCUGGAGUUACAGGCAGAGUGUCAUUUUAGCUCAGGGAGGCCGGGAACUCAGGCAAUCCUUCUGCUUCAGCCUAUUGAUUGCCAGUAUUACAAGUGGCUGAAGGACCCGGGGCCUCGCACUGAGAAGCGGACGCUGUGCUGUGACAUGGUGUGCUUCGUGUUCAUCACACCGCUGGCCGCCAUUUCAGGCUGGCUGUGCCUUCGAGGGGCUCAGGACCACCUCCGUCUACAUAGUCGGCUGGAGGCUGUGGGGCUCAUCGCCCUCACCAUCGCCCUCUUCACCAUCUAUGUGCUCUGGACACUGGUCUCUUUCCGAUACCAUUGCCAGCUGUACUCAGAAUGGAGGAAGACCAAUCAGAAAGUCCGCCUGAAGAUUCGGGAAGCAGAUGGCUCCGAGGACCCCCACCACUCCUUGCUGGCUACUGGACUCUUGAAAAAGGUGGCGGAGGAGACCCCUGUGUGAAGAUCAGACUGGCAGAGCCCUGAGGUAGUGGAGAAACCAGAGGCAGAUGACAAUGCCUUGCUUUGGAAGGAUGGAAGCUGCCUGACCUUUCAUGCAUAGCCAUGAUGCUUCUCAGGCAAAGAGCCACAGCAACCCCUGCUCUGUGCUCCUGGGUGAACAUGCUUUCAAGGGUUUUAUUUCACACAUUAUUGAACAUGACAGGGACAGAUGGACAGACCUUUGGAUGGGGCAGGCACCCUCAUCUCAUUCUGAGAUCGGUUUGACAGUCCGUGGCUAGCAGCUUUGGCUGCUUGUGCUGAGGGCGCCCGUUGGGCUGGAAGGUUCCAGCAAGCUUCUAGCGCUACUCUGCACCUGGCCGGCUUGCUUUCCUGGCACUCUGGACUUUAUAUACAGUUGCACUGCAUUUCAGAGCCACCCCUGAAUGAAUAAAAGGAGCCCUUGCUGGCUGACACGA